Magallana angulata is the source of this 2381-nucleotide messenger RNA. Its product is annotated as nucleolar and spindle-associated protein 1-like. Gene Ontology annotation, molecular function: microtubule binding. The transcript is spliced from 9 exons. Gene Ontology annotation, cellular component: microtubule; mitotic spindle; nucleolus. Gene Ontology annotation, biological process: establishment of mitotic spindle localization; mitotic chromosome condensation; mitotic cytokinesis. Bases 76 to 1452 code for a protein of 458 amino acids. The record is from RefSeq and is a predicted model, not a curated record. Lineage: Eukaryota; Metazoa; Mollusca; Bivalvia; Ostreida; Ostreidae.
UCUCGUAGAUUCAUUUUCAAAACAAGGCGGCCAUUUCAACUUACAGGAAAAUAGCAAAAACAAAAAAAAUCAACGAUGGAUGCCAAAAAAUUGGAAAGUAUGAAGUAUAAUGAGCUGCAGAAAUUAGCUAAGCAGAAUGGCAUUAAAGCUAACAUGAAACUUAACAAACUAAGAGAGGCCUUAAUGGACCAUUUCAAGUCUGCAGCAGUGAACCAGAUAGAACAGCAGUUAGCAAUACAUGCCUUGGAACCAAAGUCUACGACAUCAAAAGCCACAAAGACGCCUAAGACUGUCAAAACACCAAGUACCACCAAAACACCUACUGUGGUGAAGGGCCUUAGUACCCCUAAAAGUAUCAACUCACCAAAACCAAUCUCCAAGACUCCUGCAAAACCUGUUUCUAAAGACACCGCUGCUGUGAAUUCGUUUGUCAAUGAACACACAAGAAUUCCAGACGAACCCACUCCAGAGCCACAGACGAAAAGACGGAGGUCCACAUUUGAGAAGGUUCCUACUCCAGAGCUUCAUACAGACAAGGCACCAGAAGUGGAGCAUACUAGGAGAAGUACAUUUGUUGUCAAGACUCCACAGUCUGGGAAGAAGCCAGCAAAUAACAAAAAAACAGAAUCUAAGACACCAAAGGAGAAUGAAAACAAGACUCAAAUUCCCCGAUUUGCUGCCUUUCUUGCUAAGAGGAAACAAGAGACAGAAUCAGAGUCCAAGGUUUUAACACCAGGAAAAAACAAAGACUGGAAGAAAAUCCAUGAGAAGAAUUUUGAGAAGAUGGAGUCCAUUGAUGAAUACCUGGCCAAAAAAAGAAAGCGGAAUGAUGACUACACCGAGUCUGUGAAGAAAACUAAAAAGAUUCUGUCCGACACCCUGGCUAUGGUUGACAAGUUAAAGAGCUACAAGACGCCAACAGGGACAGGAGACCAAAAGAAAACUUUUAUCACCAAAACACCAAAUACUGCGCCCUUUAAACCCACUGUUCUGUCAACAAAAGACAUGAAACUGAACUUCUCAGAAAACAGGAAGUCCCCAAGAACCAGUUCUGCUGCCAAGCCGUUCAAACCAACAGUGUUCUCCACCAAAAACAUGGACCUGAACUUUAUCUCACCUGCUCCCACAAGAAAGUCUGCAGGUUCAGCUAUCAGCAAGUCCAAGACCACACCAUUUAAAUUUAAUGCCUCACUUAACAACACCCUCAAUGGAUCUAUGUCAGCCAAAAAAUCCUUUGAUCUUCAGGCCAGUUUGGCUCGACCAAUUACAUGGAAGGCACACAAAGGAAAGCUGAAGCCAUUGAACAGUCAGACAGCAUUCAGCAAAGGUAGCCAUACCAGUGUCAAGACCCCUUCAACACAGACACGUGAUGACAGAAGAAAACUGAUGGCAGCAAAAAGAUCUAGUGCUAAGUUCAACUCUACUUUAGAAAGAAGAGGACUCAAAGUUUAAAUUUCAAAUGAAAAAAAUCCAAGUGACCCUAGUCUCCUUAUUUGUGUUAAAUUCAUCAGCCCUUGUUCAUCGUAUCAUUUGCAUCAUUUGCAUCAUUUGCAUCAUUUGCCUCUAUCUCCAUGGAAAAUCGAUGCAAAGGAAUAUUUUCAAAAGAAACCUGUAGGAAAAAAUAGUAUAUAUUUAUUAGUCUUACUUAAGAUUUGAUCAGGCUUACUUAGAGGAAAAUAUGGUGUGAAACCUGUCCUAUGCAUUUUCUCCUCUUGUCUUUCUGUCUUUCUACCUUUUUCAUAAUUUUUCAUUUCUUCUUAGUUUCAUCACAAUAAAAGGCCAUUUAAAAGGCCACUUUUGUAUCAAAUGAAUAAAUACCACAUUUAUUCAAAAUUGUAUAUAAUAUACCAUGUAUGUAGAAAAUUAGAUGUAUGUAUGUAAAUAUCUGUGUUUGAUAAACAACCCUAAUGUAUCUGUUCUGUGUGUACACUAACUUUGAACUUGGCAUUCACAAAUGUUUAUUGUGUAAUGUCAUUUUGUGUAUCUUUCAGUACAUUGAAAUCUUGCUGCAAGUCAAUGCUCACAAUACUGUUUCAUUGUCUUGUUUUGUAUUAAUCAAAUGCAGAAGUGUUUAUUAUACAGAGCAGGUACCCUGGUACUUCUGUUCUACCAGGUACUAUUGUACUACGUGUUUCACUUUGACAGCUAUGUUAUAAAUGCAUGCUAUAAAACAUAUGUUGAUAUUGAAAAACUUAACGAUAAAUUAAGGGAUUUUUAAAACAUGUUGAUAAAGAUGGUUUUAUUGAAACUUUUAUUUUCCAAAAAGGGAAGAAAUGGGAUAUUAUUAAAACAAAUCUAAUAAUUUUGAUUUUAUUCAUUCAUUGUUAGAUAUUUUUAAAUUUUCUUUUAAAUCUGCAAUAAAUUGUCUAUUAUUUGGUUAA